AAUGAGUAGCUACUAGCCACAAAUUCCCUCUUCAAGAAAAAAAAAAGAAAAAAGAAAGGAUAACAACAACUCCCAAAAAGAAGAAGAAAAUGGCACUACAACUUCAACAUUUAUCAUCAUCAACAGCACCUAAAUUCACCACAUCUACUUCUCUAUUUCUACCAAAUUUCCAAAAUGUAUGUGUCUCAAAAUUAAAAAAUAUUAGAACCAUAACAAGUGUAAAAAAUAAUCAAAUAUUAUCAUCAUCAUCAAGAAUUAGAAUAAGAAGAGGUAUAUUUUUGUUUAGAAUAUCAGCUUCACUUUCACCUCUUGAUUUGACUGAAGAUAACAUUAUCCAAGUCCUAGAAGAUGCAAAGACUGAGUUGGCACAACUUUUUGAUACUUCAGUUGGGAUAACAGGGAAAGCAGAACUUGCAGAAGUGGAUGGACCUUAUGUGAAACUUAGACUAAGUGGAAAGUUUUGGCAUAAAAGGUCUACUGUUGUAGCAAGACUUGGUAAUUACUUGAAGCAAAGAAUCCCAGAAAUCUUGGAGGUAGAUAUUGAAGAUGAGAAACAAUUAGAUGAUAGCCCUGCAAACUUUUGAGAUUCGGAGCCGGUAGGAGUUGAAGAGAGGCCUUUCCGUUCGGUUCAAAUUCAGAUGGUGAAGUCCGCGCUCGUAUGGAAUGGUCCAAAGAAGCGCAUCAACCUGCCAAGGGACAAUGAGACGAGGCACUCGUUUUGUAGGAUCAUGCAGUAGGAACCAAAAUGGACUAAUAGUUGAGAACAAUUUGUCUUGAAAGCAGACAUUUAUUUCUUGAUGGUGUUUAUAAAAUUCUAAUGUUAUCUAAAA
Capsicum annuum is the source of this 830-nucleotide messenger RNA. RefSeq lists its product as uncharacterized. NCBI's taxonomy places the organism in Eukaryota, Viridiplantae, Streptophyta, Magnoliopsida, Solanales, Solanaceae. The record is from RefSeq and is a predicted model, not a curated record. The transcript is spliced from 4 exons. The coding region runs from base 90 to 584 and encodes 164 amino acids.